AUGAACCUACAAACAUGGUCUUCACUACUAGCCAAGGCCGUUGUGGUAAAGACCGCUAUCGCGCUGAGUACAACAUACACAACAGCCGAGCGUCUCGUAAAUGGAGCCCAACCUCCUCCCCGAAACUCUUUUGCAGAGAAAGAUGUCCCUAUGCGUGUCAUUCAUGCAGACAUGUAG
Messenger RNA from Fusarium sp. VM40, 177 nucleotides. NCBI's taxonomy places the organism in Eukaryota, Fungi, Ascomycota, Sordariomycetes, Hypocreales, Nectriaceae. The record is from the annotation of a GenBank genome assembly.